This is a messenger RNA of Molossus molossus (Pallas's mastiff bat), 4229 nucleotides long. RefSeq names its product junctophilin 2 (gene JPH2). The record is from RefSeq and is a predicted model, not a curated record. Gene Ontology annotation, cellular component: plasma membrane; sarcoplasmic reticulum; endoplasmic reticulum membrane. Lineage: Eukaryota; Metazoa; Chordata; Mammalia; Chiroptera; Molossidae. Bases 486 to 2567 code for a protein of 693 amino acids. The transcript is spliced from 6 exons.
UCGACAGCCCCGCGCACCCACGGGGUGGAGGAGAAGGGGGCCAGCCGGCUGCAGGAAUUCAGCGUGGGGGGCUGGGACUGUCAGUAGAGGAAUUUCCCCUCUUUGAGACGACUGGGGACCCCUCCACCCCACCUUUCACUGUGCCUCUUAAAGGGAUCCCAGCAUUUUCCCUUUGACUCCAUGGAAGCCAGACUCGGGAUGCUCGCUGGAGGCUUUGAAUCUUGCCUUCCCGCUCCCUUCCCCGCUGGCCGCCUUCCUCUGGCUGACUGAGGGGCCUCCCAGGCAUGGCACUGACCAACCGACCCAGUGCUGACUUGGCUCCUGGGCUCGCUCAGCCUCUGGUGGCAUCUUGCUUUCCCCCUGCUGGGGUGCGGCGGUGGUGAGUGGGGGGCCCAGCCUGAGCAAGCUUCGAGAGGGCGGCUGGCACCCCGCCGCCGUCCACCCCCAAGCUGGAGGGCAGUCCGGGUGUCAGGGGCUAUGAUGAGAUGAGCGGCGGCCGCUUUGACUUCGACGACGGCGGGGCGUACUGCGGGGGCUGGGAGAAUGGGAAGGCCCACGGGCACGGGCUGUGCACCGGCCCCAAGGGCCAGGGCGAGUACUCGGGCUCCUGGAACUUUGGCUUCGAAGUGGCCGGCGUCUACACCUGGCCCAGCGGCAACACCUUCGAGGGAUACUGGAGCCAGGGCAAACGGCACGGGCUGGGCAUAGAGACCAAGGGACGCUGGCUCUACAAGGGCGAGUGGACGCACGGCUUCAAGGGACGCUACGGCACCCGGCAGAGCAGCAGCAGCGGCGCCAAGUACGAGGGCACCUGGAGCAACGGCCUGCAGGACGGCUAUGGCACCGAGACCUACGCAGACGGGGGGACUUACCAAGGCCAGUUCACCAACGGCAUGCGCCACGGCUACGGCGUGCGCCAGAGCGUGCCCUACGGGAUGGCCGUGGUGGUGCGCUCGCCGCUGCGCACGUCGCUGUCGUCCCUGCGCAGCGAGCACAGCAACGGCACGGUGGCCCCGGACUCGCCCGCCUCGCCGGCCUCCGACGGCCCGCCGCUGCCGUCGCCCGCCAUCCCGCGCGGCGGCUUCGCGCUCAGCCUGCUGGCCAACGCCGAGGCGGCGGCGCGGGCGGCCCGGGGCGGCCUGUUCCAGCGCGGCGCGCUGCUGGGCAAGCUGCGGCGGGCGGAGUCGCGCACGUCCCUGGGCAGCCAGCGCAGCCGCGUCAGCUUCCUCAAGAGCGACCUCAGCUCGGGCGCCAGCGACGCGGCCUCCACCGCCAGCCUGGGCGAGGGCGGCGAGGUGGCCGACGAGGCCGCGCCCUUCGAGGCCGACAUCGACGCCACCACCACGGAGACCUACAUGGGCGAGUGGAAGAACGACAAGCGCUCGGGCUUCGGCGUCAGCGAGCGCUCCAGCGGCCUCCGCUACGAGGGCGAGUGGCUGGACAACCUGCGCCACGGCUACGGCUGCACCACGCUGCCCGACGGCCACCGCGAGGAGGGCAAGUACCGCCACAACGUGCUGGUCAAGGGCACCAAGCGCCGCAUGCUGCCGCUCAAGAGCAACAAGGUCCGCCAGAAGGUGGAGCACAGUAUGGAGGGUGCCCAGCGCGCCGCCGCCAUAGCGCGCCAGAAGGCCGAGAUCGCCGCCUCCAGGACAAGCCAUGCCAAGGCCAAAGCUGAGGCUUCGGAACAGGCUGCCCUGGCUGCCAACCAAGAGUCCAACAUUGCCCGCAGUUUGGCCAGGGAGCUGGCUCCAGACUUCUACCAGCCAGGUCCGGAGUAUCAGAAGCGCCGGCUGCUGCAGGAGAUCCUGGAGAACUCGGAGAGCCUGCUGGCGCCCCCCGACCGGGGUGCGGGCGCCGCUGGCCUCCCGGAGCGGCCCCGCGAGAGCCCGCAGCUGCACGAGCGCGAGACCCCGCGGCCCGAAGGUGGCCCCCCGUCGCCAGCCGGGACACCCCCGCAGCCCAAGCGGCCCCGCCCAGGGCCGGCCAAGGACGGCCUGCUGAGCCCAGGCUCCUGGAACGGCGAGUCGGGCACCGAGGGCAGCCGGCCGGCCACGCCGUCUGGCGGCCGCCGCAGCCCAGCGCGGCCGGCCACCGAGCACAUGGCCAUCGAGGCGCUGCAGGUGCCGCCCGCGCCGUCGCGGGAGCCGGAGGUGGCGCUGUACCAGGGGUACCACAGCUACGCGGUGCGCACGGUUCCCUCCACGCCGCCGCCCAGCGAGGAAGAGCCCUUGCCCGAGGCCUCCGGGUCUGACUCCGCGCCCCCGUCCCCGGCCACUGCCCCAGUGCAGGUCCCCAUGCUUCCGGCCCCGGAGCCCGCUCCCGAGCCCCCCGCCAAGCUGGAGCCCAAGCCCAUUGUCCCCAAAGCCGAGCCCAAGGCCAAGGCCCGCAAGACUGAGGCCCGAGGGCUGACCAAGGCUGGGGCCAAGAAGAAGACUCGGAAGGAGGCAGCGCUGGCGGCAGGGGCCGAGGUGGAAGUGGAGGAGGUCCCCAACACUGUCCUCAUCUGCAUGGUGAUCCUGCUUAACAUCGGCCUGGCCAUCCUCUUCGUUCACCUCCUGACCUGAGCCUGUCUGCCAGAACCAGGAGUUCCUGCUGUGGACUCGAAGACCCGUCUUUCUGCAGUGCUGGGCAGGGUGGCCAAGGAGGACUGGCCUCUGGACCUGGAGCUCUGGGUCUCAGCUCACACCCACGCUGCAAACCUUUAAGGAGGCCUCCCAUGGCGCCCUUGCUGGGUGGCGGAGGUGCCAAAAGGGAUAGAAUGUGCUGGAAACCCUCCUGGAGUUUUACCCAGGGGCGGGGAAAGCCCUGACCUACUCCUGUCCUUCAUCCUCAACCACUCUCUCACCUCGUCCCUUGUUGCUCCCUCCCUGGGCUUUUGUGUGUUUUUGGAGAAGUCACCAAACCAGAAUAAUAAUAUUAAAUCCCAGUCCCCUUCCUGCUACCCCCUCCCGCUUUAUUUUAACCUCUGGCUGCCGGGCUGGCAGAUCCCUGCUGUGGGCAAGGGAGACGCCCUCAGAUAGGCAGAGGGCCUUUCACUGCCUUGACCCAGCACACACGCUGGCCCCUGCCUACAGGUGUCUGGAUGACAGUAGAGGACAUGAGCAUGCUCGGAUUGAAUAUCCCAGGAUGCAGUGCUCCUGUCUCCUCCCACCUGUCCAGCUAGCUUCCCUUCUGGACCAAUAGAAGAGGAGACGGGAGGGAUUGGAGCCUUUGGCUAGGAAGCCACUGACCAGGUGGCCAGGGGGUGGGGGUGGGAAGAAGGGCCAAGGGGAGUUACCCGGUGUUUGCGUGUGCCUGAGCCUGAGGCUGGCAUUGCAUUUAGGGUUUCAGGUGUGCUCAGGGUGCCGCGGGGUCACUGUGCAGGAGCCCUGGGGCUGGCAAGAUAAAGCUACUGUGAUGCCCUGUGAGUGGUUUGGCUGCUUCCCCGACCAGGGCCCACCGCAGGCUCAGGGGACAUUGAGCAUGGAAGCCCGUGGAAGCCCAGGCAGAUUUCCCCAGGGCAGACGUUCAGGCAGGGGCUGAAGACAGGCUGCUUGUCAACAGGCUGCUUGUUUCCCAGGGAGAGAGGAGCGAGCCCCGGGCUCCCACCCAGUGCAGGCUGUGUGAUCUAAGCCCCUUGGCUUGCAUGGCAGAAGUCUGCAUACAGCUCAUCACGUGUUUGUACCGCACUGAGUCCUGGGCCCUUGUGCUGGCUGGGUGGGUGGAAGCUGCAGGUGGGUAGAAGCUGCUUCUGGGAGGAUGGAGAGAACGCUCCAGGCCCCUCCAGGCUGGGGAAGGACGUGACAGUGACAUCCUCGGAGUUGUGGCCUGGCCUUCCCAGGCCAGCUCUGCGACCUGAAGUUUGCUUCUGCUGGGGUCUGCUUUCCCUUCCCCCUCGAUACUUGGACCUUCUGUCCACUUCACACCUGCUGCUUCAGGCCUGCUCGGGCCUCGGGCCUGGCUGGAAUCACGGACUGCAUUUCUGCGGAGAGAAGCCUGCGGAUGCUCCCAUCCUCCACUGGCCCGGGCCCUGCUCUGCAUCCGUGUUUGGGCUUUCCUGGACUCCUAGGGAAUGAGGGGGCGGGUUCGGGGCACUGCUCAGGGCCGACAGGCCCCCGCCUUGGCUCUGGGGUCACUGUCCAGGUUUCUUGGCGUAGCCCAUGGCUGUCAGCUCCCGGGCCUGGUUUGGGGGCUGGUGUUUGGGGCGAGGGUUCAGGAUGCUGCAGUCUGUGCAACAAUAAACCUGC